Molecule: messenger RNA, 15779 nt
Organism: Salvelinus fontinalis (brook trout)
Lineage: Eukaryota; Metazoa; Chordata; Actinopteri; Salmoniformes; Salmonidae
Product: carbohydrate sulfotransferase 8-like
Exons: 2
Coding region: 13023-15308 (761 amino acids)
Biological process (GO): carbohydrate biosynthetic process; proteoglycan biosynthetic process
Cellular component (GO): membrane
Molecular function (GO): sulfotransferase activity
Source: RefSeq, a predicted model, not a curated record
ACAUAAUCACAUUUUCAGCAAAGCUGGCUGGGCUGAUACACUUUUUGGUGUGGGACCAAAGUCUCCAUUCAGAACCAUACAACUUCCCUUAUGGCUUGUAUUACCACUUUUUCUAUUGGACUAUAUGUGAGUUACGCUACAGUAGAAGGCUGCAUGUCUCUAUCCAUUCCGGACUGAUUUCCCUUCUACAAUUAUGUAGAUUGUCAAAUUAUCUUGGGAAUGGAAAUAUGUCACUUGGGUUUUUUACUCUAAUUAAGUAUACGUUGUUAUUUUAAAAACUAUCACAGUGCGUGGUCGUAAACAUGUAGUGCAAACACCAUAUACAUUUUUAUUUUUUUAAACGUUCUAACUAUUCUGUCUUUAUUGCACGACAAGCAGACGCACCUGUCUCUGUCGCGUGGUAGCCGGUUUUAUUUCACUUAUUUCACAGCACGGGCGGACACCUUGAUCUCAGACAGUUACAGUAUAGCCGCUUCGCGCUAGGCUAGACAGAUACAAAUGUAUUAUAAACGGUGAUUCCCUGGCAUUUGCGGCAUCGACUCGUGUUCAGGUAAGCAGGAAACAACCGCUCCCAGUUACUGAGCUAAUACUAUAAUAAGGGCGCGCACUGGUUCGGUGACUAUGCUACUGUAUGCUACUGUCGUCAUGUUCAUAUUUUGUCUCACUUCAAAUCCAAAAUAUGAAAUGUAGUUUAUUCAUCAGUUUUUCAACGGAUCACCAGACAUUACUGUUAUUGUAGCGGUUGCCUGGAGGAAAGAAGAGGUACCUCUCCUUGGAGACUUCCCGGGAUGCAAAACUCAAGCGCAAGACACAAGAGUGGAGUGCAAUACUGCUGCUGUCUGAUUGGCGAACCGUCCAUCGCUUCAUCUUUUCACAUUACCCGACGAAGCUCUAACCAGGUCUAUUGCAACCAGGACUCGACCACGAGACAUCUAACUUGUAGAGACAGUAGGCUAACAUUUGUCUCGGGUUUGUUUAGUCGGAAAAGCCUAUUAUUUAAGAAAUAGGCGGACGCCCUUUCGGUGGUGCUGAAGAUAGGAGGACUUGGCUGAUCUACGAGUGAGGAGAAUCAGUACACGAACCCACACUUUUCUGCCCGGUCUUGUCAGCUUUAUGAUAACAGGUGCUUUCGCUAAGAAGAACCACCUGAGAUCCCAAGGCGGAGCAGGAGCGCAUGACGACAAACACACACAGUGGCUUCAAAGAGCUAACCUUCCUUCGCCGUUUCCAGUUGGCAGGCCGCUAGAGAGCAGAGCGGGAGAGAGAGAGAAAAGAAGCCUGCUCUUGUCAUUCCGACACAUCUGUUCCGUGAAGGAAUAAGAGCAUGAUCUGCACUCUGAUUACAAUGAAUUAUUCCUCACCCGGCUAUAAAUAUGUGCUCCCUUGAACACUGAGCCUCUUUCAAUGCCAGGAAUCUUCACACUCCAUACAGCGCAGCAUCACCAGGCAACACCCAUGGCCAUGUCGACUGGUUUGGAGCUGGAGAAUCAGAGACACCAGUUAAGUUUACUGGGUAGUUCCUGCAGUCGAAUGACCAAAGCGCCCUCUAGUGGCCUCAUGGGUGGAAUGUUAUUCAUAUUUUUCAUAAUUUCAUAAUUAAUAAACAUUAUUAUAAUUUUUAAGGCAGAAAUCUGGUGUUUCUAUGACAAAUGGUUUUGUUAUAUUUCAGUCUUCUGUGAUGUAUAUAAAGUGUAAUAUUGGGAUGCAAAAGCCCUUGUCAAAAGAAGUGCACUAUAAAGGGAAUAGAGUGCCAUUUGAUGGCAGCCUGAGCCUUAAACAGGAAGUGGAUGAAUGUGAUAUUGGUCCAUCACCUCUAAUGGGAACAAAAGGUCAUCCCUUAAUUAUUCAUUUGGGAUGUCAAACAAUCCUCAGCCGCUGUUAUUUAGAGGAGGAGAUCCAUUGAAUAAUGCAGAGGGAGGAUUCUCUUUCCUCCUCCAAAACCAGAGGCACCCACACUCGUUGGUUUGGAUGUUUUAUAGUAGAGCCUUAUCUUUAUGCUAGAGCCCCCUGUCAUUUUAGACCGACCCGACCUUCACUGUCACUUCUGGUGAAACUUGGGAUGGCUUAGAAGGUGACAUCUGACUCGUGUUGUUUUUCUACAUAUUCUAGUGCCUGUUUACAGAGUGCUCCAUGCAGGGGGAGAACGAUAAUGCAUUAAAACAGCUGAAUCAUUAUGGUUGUCUUCCCACUCCCCCUAUCUGUUGUGGUAGACUACCCUUGUCAAUUGCUUUUAAGCAGCUUUUUUAAGAUGUAAGGGGUGUAUAUUGCAGCUCAAGGAGCAAAAGGAGAUAUUAAAGUGAAGAAUGGUGUAAUGUGAGUCGCUACCGUGGGAAGAAUAGCUGGGAGGAAGCAGAGAGGAUUCAGACGAGUGUGGGGGAGAGUCUGCAAAUGUGCUCUUUGUUGGGCAUGAGAGAGAGAGAGAGAGAAGAGAAGCAGAGAGAGAGCAACAGGGAGAGAGGGGGGUGGUGGUGGAGAGAGAGGCAGAUAGAGAGCGAAAAAGAGAGGCACAGAGAAAUGAGAAAGAGAGCAAAAGAGAGAGAGAAUGACAGAGGGAGACGGAGAGAGAGAGAGAGAGACCACCUCCAGACUGUUCUCUGAACAUGCAGAGAUGCACAUGUAGAGAUACGUGACUCUGUCACGGAUCCCCCCGGUACUGCUGCUCAUUCUGUUCACCAGCUCUGGAGGUCGACGUCACCGGCCUUCAAGGCUGCACUGAACUGUGUCAUUACGCACACCUGGUUCCAAUUCCUCACUGAUUGUGUUUGUAUAAAUGUGCUCUUUGUUUCCCCAUUGGGCUGUCGAUUAUUGUUCCCAUGUCCGUUGGUCUUGUGAGUACCUAUGCGUUGUCUCAGCCUGUGCUGCGUGUUUUGUGCAUUGUGUAUUUGUCACGCCCUGAUCUGUUUCUGUGAUUGUCUCCACCCUCUCCAGGUGUCGCUUAUUUUUCCCAGUGUAUUUUUCCCUGUGUUUCCUUUCUCUCUGUGCCAGUUUGUCUUGUAUGAUUAGUCAAGUCAACAAGCGUGUUUUUCUAGUACUCCCGGUUUUGACUCUUGCCUGUUUCUGUACCCGCCUGCCUGACCACGAGCCUGUCUACCACUCUGUACCUCCUGGACUCUGAUCUGGUUUUGACCUUUUUGCCUGUCCACGACCAUUCUCUUGCCUACCCUUUUGGAUUAAUAAACAUUGUAAGACUCUAACCAUCUGCCUCUUGUGUCUGCGUCGGUCUCGCCUUGUGCCUUUAUAGUAUUACGGGUCUCGUCCCGUGUCGUUCUACGAGGUUUACCCUCGCUCUUUUGUUUGGGGACAUCCCUGUGUUUUUUAUACGUGCUUGUUUUGGGUGUAUUAAAAACCCAGAUGAAGUAUUCCUGCGCCUGUCUUCAAAUCCUUUAUACCAGCGUGACAGACUCUCAGGCUGCAGAAUGGAGGCAGUGGAAGCACAUUGAUUUGGGAAAUUAGACAUGCCUACACUGAGUAUACAAAACAUUAAGAACAGCUGCACUUUCCAUGACAGACUGACCAGUUGAAUCCUGGUGAAAGCUAUGAUCCCUUAUUGAUGUCACUUGUUUAAUCCACUUCAAUCAGUGUAGAGAAAGGGGAGGAGACAGGUUUAAGAAGGAUUUUUCAGCCUUGAGACAAUUGAGACAUGCAUUGUGUAUGUGUGCCAUUCAGCGAGUGAAUGGGCAAGACAAAACAUUUAAAUGCCUUUGAAUGGGGUAUGGUAGUUUUGUGCCGGUUUGUGUCAAGAACUGCAAUGCUGCAGUUUCACUCAACAGUUUCCUGUGUGUAUCAAGAAUGGUCCACCACCCAAAGGACAUCCAGCUAACUUGACACAACUGUGGGAAGCAUUGGAGUCAAUAUGGGUCAUUAUCCCUGUGGAACGCUUUCGACACCUUCUAGAGUCCAUGCCCCGACGAAUUGUGGCUGUUCUGAGUGCAAAAAGGGGGUUGCAACUCAAUAUUAGGAAGGUAUACUCAGGGGAUUUUUAAGAUCAAAUUUAAUAGGAAGGCAAUCUAGUAAUUGGAAUAAUAAAAUGUUCAUAGCAGUGAGUUUCCGGGACACAGGAAAUCUCUUUACUCCUUGUUGCCCUAAUUGAACACCAAAUGAUCAAUACAUUUCUAUAAUUAAUAAUGUACUUUAUGAGGGAUGAGUUUUUAUGGCUACAUUACUGGAUACUUCAGCUCAGUCUGUCAACCAAGAGAACACAUCUUAUUAAUGUAAUUUCUGCUAGAACCAGUACUUGACUUGGAAUGAAAUAGGUGCCGGUACUCAUUUUGGUUGCCGGUAAUGUUUAUAUUUAUGUGCAAGAGCUCCACAAUACUUUUGAGCUCAUUCUAGAGGAACAGGAGCUCAAGCAGUAGAACAUUUGAGGUGAGCCCCUGCCCAAGUCAAGCACUGGCUAGAACUGAGGUAAGAUUGAAAACCAACCCGACACAAACUGUGGAUUGUUUGUGCUUGCCUGCAGAGUAAUGCAGAGCUUUAAAACAAUACUUUUUAAUGAAAAUACCAGUAAUUGCUUUCUUGCCUUUGCACUAGGCUUCAUCUGAAGAACCUUCCGUAAGAACAGUACCUAAACUCUUUGAAAAAAAGAUGCUAUCUUGAACCUAAAAGGGUUCUUUGGCUUUCCUCAUAGGAUAACCCUUUGAAGAACCAUUUUAGGUUCCAGGUAGAACCAUUUUAGUUCCAAGUGUAACCAUUUUGGGUGCCAUGUAGAACCCUUUCCACAGAGGGUUCUACAUGGAACCAAAAAGGGUUAUCCUAUGGGGACAGCUGAAGAACACUUUUGGAACCCUUUUUUCUAAGAGUGUACUGUACCUGUACACGUUUCAUUAGUUUUAGCUGCCAGGUAAGGUAUUAGUUAUGUAACUGAUCAAUUGAGAAAUUAAAACAUUAUUUUGGUUCACUGCUGGGGACGCUCUGAGAAAUCAUUGUGGAUUUUGUGCCGGUCAGUAUUUCUCAGGAAGAUAAUGUCCUUAUUCCCAGAGUUUGACGUUGCUGUACGGUACCCAGUGACAACGCUCGUUUGUCUUGGCCUUGAAAUAAAGGUGAGGAUGAACUGGGGAGCGGAUUUGAUCUGCGUGUCUCUGUAUAGCUAGGGAGCCAGGGAUGUGUAUUGCUAUAUUGCUGCUUAGAGGGAUGAACAUCUUCCUCCAGGCAGACAAGGUCACCGUUCGGAGGCUGAGGGCCGAGGGAGGAUAAAGGCAGCAGGCAAGGGCCAGGUGCUCUGAGUUAGUUUGUGGAUGGAUGGUACUGACUAGAAAACAGAGCCAGGGAGCCAGAGCUCAGCCUGCCCUCCACUCGGGACUCUCCCUCCACCCCUCCUCUGAGGGGCUCUGAAAGCAUUGCUUAACUCCUGUGGAACCCAACGCCCAGGUACCAGGGUGUUGAUCAAUUAGGCAACUGUUUUUCAGCCCAAGGUAAUUACAUAAAUGUAUUCUGCACUAAAGCCUGUCAAGUUAUUAGCUGGCAGUGUAGCGGUAUUCAAGCAAUUUCAGCCAUUCUGUGAUAGACACAGACACCGGUACACUGUAGCCGGGGCAGCCUGAGUGAACUUUUUCUCUGAAAGAGCUAUCAGCUGUGUUAUAAAACAGAGUGAAAAUAGAGUAAAUGUUACUUUAACAGCAAACAUUAAAAUGUAGUCACAGGUUAUUCAGUUGAAUUGUGACACAAAAGACCAGGUUCAUGCGGAAGUGUAGGUGUGGCAGGUGGUUAACAGUUGUGGUUUUAUUCAAAUGCAUUAACAAUGCUGCUGCAUAGAUUGGCUUUCCAUUUGAAUACUACAUUUGACAUAUUGUGUUGUAAACGUGUCUGUCUCUGAAAGCUAGAUUAAAAGAACAUCUUACUGCCCAUACAAACCUCUUUCUACAGAUGGUGGGAGGUUCACUGGAUAUUAUUUAUUUAUUAUUAUUUUUGCUUUAGCAGAAGUAUCAGCUGCUCUUUCUGGGGUCCACAAAAAACACAAUAUAACAAGUAAUAAAACUAUCAGGUUUCAGGUAAGACCCAAGUGCAGACUGUGUUGAAGUAACAAUGUUUAUUGCAACAACAGGGGAAGGCAAACAACAGGUCAAGGUAGGCAGGGGUCGAUAAUCCAGAGUAGCGGCAAAGGUACUGGGCGGCAGGCUCAGGCUCAGGGUAAGGCAGAGGUCGGUAAUCCAGAGAGGGGCAAAUUACAGAUCGGCAGGAAGGCUCGGGCAGGCGGAGUGGUCAGGCAGGCGGGCUCGGAGUCAGGACAGGCGAGGGUCAAAACCAGGAAGGCGAGAAAAGAGAGGUUUGGUUGGUUGACUUAAACAAACUGGCAACAGACAAACAGAACACCAGUAUAAAUACACAGGGAAUAAUGGGAAAGAUGGGUGACACCUGGAGGGGGGUGGAGACAAUCACAAAGACAGGUGAAACAGAUUAGGGCGUGACAAAAACACUGAUAAACUGAUAGACAAGGACAGUCACACACAUUUUAAAUACAAUGAUAUACAAAUAAUACAACUACAAAAUGUGUGUUAAAGUGUGUCUGUGUGUGCUUGUGUUUGUGUGUGUGUGUCCCCUCACAGUCCUCGCUGUUCCAGGAGAUGUUGUUUAAUACGUUUUUUAAAGGUACUUUUGCUGUUUGCUUGAGUUGGAAGGGAGUUCAAUGUGAUCAUGGCUCUGUAUAAUACUGUGCAUUGAUCAAUAACAAGUAAUAAAAGGCUAAGGUACAUUUUUAUGAGGUUAUGAGGGUAGUUUUCCCAUAAAUUCAUUAAUUCCAAGCCUUAGGAAAGACCAAAUACAUGGGACAGAUAUAUUAAAUUAUCAAUAUUUACUGCACGCCUGAAUUAGAAAAACACACCUUGUGAAUUAAUUACAAAAUUCUCCAGCGUUUCUGCACUAUUAAAUUAAUAAACAAGAAUUUGAGGCAGUGAAGGGAUCACUCUGCUAAUUCAAUCAGUAUUUCAUUUACCAGAUAGUUUAAUUACCAACCAAUCACUGCCCUCUUUGGCCCUGCAGGAGGUCUGAUAUGACUGAUGAAUGCGCUUUCCCCUGCCCUUUCCCACACACUGGGAAUGGGAAAAACAUUUCCAAGAAGCAGUCUAUUACCUUACAUUGUUCAUUUCCUACCAGUGUGGGUGUCUGAGUAAUACUUUUUAAAAUAAAUAAAAACACAAUGAAAAAAAUUAUCCAGUCAGAACUUGAACAUAUUAAACCAGGUAGAAAAUGUGUAAAAUUCUAAUGAACUUACAAAGUUACAUAAUUUAGUUUAUUAACAUUCUUCAUCAAGAAUAUGGGCAAAAUGAUAUUAUUGACAAUGAAAGUGGUGGGAAUGUUGUGCCCUUGUCCUAUAAUUGCUACAUUUACUAUCAAUAUAGCAUUGUUUUCCAGAUUGUAUUUUGGCGAUUAUUUUUCGCAGUGCGUAUAUUGGGUCGCGACUGAGACAAACACCUGGUUCAAUUUGGGUCCCGAGGCAAAACCAGUUGAGAACCACUGCUUUAUAGUAGCCGUUAAAGCUUGUCUCUGAGUGUCUGGUUAUGAUAGGGCUCCACCACAGUUAAACUAAUUAUGCUCAGGACCUAUUAUUCCCAAAGCAUAGGUGCCUUGUAUUCAUAUUUAAUGAAGGACUGUCAUUAAGAUUAAGCAGUAGUGUUCAACAGCAAGCUUUAGGUUGAUGCCUUUCAGAGUUGCUGCAGUCUGAAAAAGCCCACACAAUUCCAUUUGCACCAUGAUCCCUUUUUUGAGCCGUUAUUAAACAUUCAUUACAUUAUUGUGUAAUCAGUGUAAAACAGUUGCUAAUCUGACUUGACUAACAUGGGUUAGCCUAGUGCUUGAAAAUGGCCACCACGUACUGUACUUAAGCAGUUGUGACUGUAUGUGUAGGGAUUGUUGGGUGACCUGAACAACUGAAACAGUAGCUAUGCUAGAACAGUUCCACUUCACUGUCCCCUUACAGAUCUGCCUCUCAUACCAACAGCAGUGGUUGACUGCAGGUGACAGAAUAUGUAACAGUCAGUGAUGUCUAUUUGAGCUACAACAUUUUAUCCCAGUCGAGGAUUCAUUUAACCAUUGGCUUAAAUACUGCAUCUACUGAAGUGGACAUGGCACGUGCCUCCUAACUUGUGCCAUGGUCUGUCUAUCUGGCCCACUGACACUUUAUUGUGAGUUAGAGGUCUAAAGUUAAAACAUCUUGAAAUACAGCUUCCUCUGACAAUUUAACUCAAUGCCAUUCUACAUUUAAUCAAUCAAUCAAUCAAUUUUAUUUUAUAUAGCCCUUCGUACAUCAGAUAAUAUCUCGAAGUGCUGUACAGAAACCCAGCCUAAAACCCCAAACAGCUAGAAUGCAGGUGUAGAAGCACGGUGGCUAGGAAAAACUCCCUAGAAAGGCCAAAACCUAGGAAGAAACAUAGAGAGGAACCAGGCUAUGAGGGGUGGCCAGCCCUCUUCUGGCUGUGCCGGGUGGAGAUUAUAACAGAACUAUGCCAAGAUGUUCAAAAAUGUUCAUAAGUGACAAGCAUGGUCAAAUAAUAAUCAUGAAUAAUUUUCAGUUGGCUUUUCAUAGCUGAUCAUUAAGAGUUGAAAAACAACAGGUCUGGGACAGGUGGCGGUUCCAUAACCGCAGGCAGAACAGCUGAAACUGGAAUAGCAGCAAGGCCAGGCGGACUGGGGACAGCAAGGAGUCACCACGGGCGGCAGUCCCGACGCAUGGUCCUAGGGCCCAGGUCCUCCGAGAGAAAGAAAGAGAGAAGGAGAAAAUUAGAGAGAGCCAAGAUUUUCAAAAUGUUCAUAAAUGACAAGCAUGGUCAAAUAAUAAUCAGGAAUAAAUCUCAGUUGGCUUUUCAUAGCCGAUCAUUAAGAGUUGAAAACAGCAGGUCUGGGACAGGUAGGGGUUCCAUAACCGCAGGCAGAAGAGUUGAAACUGGAAUAGCAGCAAGGCCAGGCGGACUGAGGGCAGCAAGGAGUCACCACGGCCGGUAGUCCCGACGUAUGGUCCUAGGGCUCAGGUCCUCCGAGAGAAAGAAAGAGAGAAGGAGAAAAUUAGAGAGAGCCAAGAUUUUCAAAAUGUUCAUAAAUGACAAGCAUGGUCAAAUAAUAAUCAGGAAUAAAUCUCAGUUGGCUUUUCAUAGCCGAUCAUUAAGAGUUGAAAACAGCAGGUCUGGGACAGGUAGGGGUUCCAUAACCGCAGGCAGAAGAGUUGAAACUGGAAUAGCAGCAAGGCCGGGCGGACUGGGGACAGCAAGGUGUCAGCAUGCCCGGUAGUCCUGACGUAUGGUCCUAGGGCUCAGGUUCUCAGAGAGAAAGAGAGAACGAGAGAAUUAGAGAGAGCAUACUUAAAUUCACACAGGACACUGGAUAAGACAGGAGAAGUACUCCAGGUAUAACCAACUGACCCUAGCCCCCCGACACAUAAACUACUGCAGCAUAAAUACUGGAGGCUGAGACAGGAGCGGUCAGGAGACACUGUGGCCCCAUCCGAAGAAACCCCCGGACAGGGCCAAACAGGAAGGAUAUAACCCCACCCACUCUGCCAAAGCACAGCCCCCACACCACUAGAGGGAUAUCCUCAACCACCAACUUACAAUCCUGAGACAAGGCCGAGUAUAGCCCACAAAGGUCUCCACCACAGCACAACCAAGGGGGGGCGCCAACCCAGACAGGAAGUUCACGUCAGUAACUCAACCCACUCAAGUGACGCACCCCUCCUAGGGACGGCAUGAAAGAGCACCAGCAAGCCAGUGACUCAGCCCCAGUAACAGGGUUAGAGGCAGAGAAUCCCAGUGGAGAGAGGGGAACCGGCCCUGGAGAGACAGCAAGGGCGGUUCGUUGCUCCAGAGCCUUUGCAUUUACUCAGAGAUCUCACUGGGUCUUCAAUAAAAACAGAAUUACACAUUUAUUUUCACCUGUGUAUACAUAUUUGAAACUAUUUCAAAGAUAGCACAGUGUCUCACUGACAAUGUGUAAGUUCAGAAAUCUUUAGAUUUUCUAAAUCAAUGAUAACAGGUCCAUGAGUACAUACAGUAAAGCUCAUGACCAAGGGAAGACUAUGAAUGACUAUGUUAUUAAGGCUGUAAAUCAAUAUAUUCAGUUAAGAUGCUAAAUCUAUCUUUAUUUUCCUUGUUCCCUUGAACGGGUAUGUUUAUUGAUGGACCUGUUGAAAGACAUACUCUAUACUCAUAUAAACUGGGGUUCAGCAUUUUAUUUUUCUAUUAAUGUGUAUCACCUACACUCAACUCUGAGUCACAGCUUAGCUCAUCAUUUGUUAAUGAAGCAUUGACCUCGCCAUCACACAGUAGCACAUCCAGCAUUACCAUACAUGGUCAUAUACAUUGGGUAGAUACAGCAUUCAAAGGAUGUAGCUAUAGUAGUUGUUGCUGGUGCGAUCUGUAAAACAUGCAGGAACAGACCUCGAUGUUACAACAAAUAAUUCAUUGCAACAUCGAAUGAGAUCUGGGAGCUUCACUUGUAUCAGGGAAUAUAGAUAUUUAAUAGUGACUCCUAGUCAGCCCCUUUCUUUUCUACAAUGCUGGUAAAUGAAAGAUUUGGUAGUCUGCACUCGGUUCCGCUGCUCUACGAGGUUACUUGCUCUCAGCUACCUACAGCCGGUCAACUUCGUAUACUAACGGACAGCUUUCAAAUGGAGCCUGUUUUGUUCAGAGUGAGUAGUCACCAUUAGUGGCAGGCCUGGAAAGCAUGAGCGAUGGAUAGAAAAAUGGGGUCUUUAUUAGUAGAAGUGUUUCUGGAGACAAAGAGCGACUACAACAGGUAAAGAUACAAAGACUUGACAUCUGCCAUUAGGAUUAGGCUUCCAGAAGAGCAGAUUGCCUAUUACUAUGUAGUAAAUCUUCAUCUUCAGUAUUAACACAGAUUAUACAAUGUCUACUUUACAUUAGUGACUGACGACAAUGUGAUGAUCCAAGAGCCAAUUUACAGUACAGUACAGUACAGUACAUUACAGUACAUUACAGUACAGUCCAUAACAGUACAGUACAUUACAGUACAGUCCAAAACACUGACAAAUGAAUGAAGAGCAGUCAAACAUGUUUUGUAACCAAGGUGAAUGCACUCUCUUAUAGUAUGUCCCACAUUGUUCUACAAUGUGCUACUUAACAUAAAUAUGGUGCAGUAUCGUUAUUCAUUUGUGCUGCUGGUACUGAUACCAGUUCCACUGAUUGUCACCUGUUGCUGCCUUUGUUCUCCAGAACUGGGGAUAGGAAGGAAGUAGGUUAUUUUUAAAUACAUGUUUUAUCAGACAAUAUUGUGUUGAAUAUGUCCCACAGAAACUCUCUACAAACAACCAAGAGGAAAUUGCUUUCUGAAAAAUGCUCCCAUGUACAUUUUCAUUCAUUCCGUUCAAAUGGACUCUUGUCUAUGAAAGUUAACUUGUAAUACAGAUAGCCUCUGCUGUGGUAGGUUUGUCCUAUACCUGGACCUAUUACCACCUUCUAAAAGGGGGUUGGGGCUUUUGUGAAAGCUAUUGCUCUGUCUAGUCUUGAAAGUGUUGAAGACCAUCACAGGAAAGUAAUUGGUUGUGCUCUGUACCUUCUAGCAUCACCUACAGUUUCCCUUUUAUUCCUCUUGACCUUUGUAGUAUGAAUAUUGCUCAGCCAGUGGCAUUUACCUAGACUGUGAUGUAUGGUCAUUUAAGUCCAGCAUCUCUGCUCAUGACUGGGCACAGUGCCAUUGCAGCACAUUUUCUAUUUGGAGUAUGAAUAUUAUAGCUAUUUAUACAAUAGAUGUACCUGCAUCUACUGUAUAUAUUGUCAAUGAAAAUAGAAGAGCAUACAUUUUGAAUGAGUCCCCCAACUCCCAAAGAAAUCUAAAUAACUGAAAUUCCAAUGGAAUCUUGCUUAAACAGAGGAAGUUAAUUGUCAACAAUGAACAUGCGAAAACCUUAUUGGCUAAAACCUACUUCCAACCCAUUGUCCCACCUGACCUUCAGCACCAUUCUCAAUAGUUCAUAGUUCAUGCCGGUGCUGUUAGCAUAUUGACCUUGACACUGUGCCACGCCCUGACCUUAGAGAGCUUUUUAUGUCUCUAUUUUGGUUUGGUCAGGGUGUGAUUUGGGUGGGCAUUCUAUGUUCUUUUUUCUAUGUUUUGUAUUUCUUUGUUUUGGCCGGGUAUGGUUCUCAAUCAGGGACAGCUGACUAUCGUUGUCUCUGAGUGGGAACCAUACUUAGGUAGCUUUUCCCCACCGAUGCUUUGUGGGUAGUUAUUUUCUGUUUUGUGUUUCUGCACCUGACAGGACUGUUUCGGUUUUGUGUAUUCUCUUUGUUAUUUUUGUUUAAGUGUUCAGUUUCAAUAAAAGUCAUGAACACUCACCACGCUACGCUUUGGUCCGAUUCCUCCUCAUCCGACGACGACACCCGUUACACACUGUGUUUCAGCAAUGGCCUAUCAACGGCUCAGUUAACCAGGAAAGGAGAGUAGAAAUCUCAAUAAUGUAUAUCUAAUCCCACAACAUAAAAUAUGUGCCGAUACAUAAUCAUGAUGAGGCAGAUAUAUCUGCUGUUUUUUCCCAAUAAGAAUAUUAAUGUCAUUAAUCAACCAUGAAGUAAUCCCAGCUGGCCAUGAGAGUUUAAUGUCAACCAAGUUACUAAUUCACAGCCUGUUACCUAAACUGUGUAAUAAUAAUCAUCUUUAAAACUUCUUAUGGUGUCACGUUCCUGACCUAUUUAUGUUAGUUUUGUGUGUUAGUUGGUCAGGACGUGAGGUUGGGUGGGCAUUCUAUGUUAUCUGUUUCUAUGUUGGUUUUGGUUUGCCUGGUAUGGCUCUUGAUUAGAGGCAGGUGGUUUGCGUUUGCCUCUAAUUAAGAGUCAUAUUUAGGUAGGGCAUUCUCACUGUUUGUUUGUGGGUGAUUGUCUCCUGUGUCCGUAUGUCUGUUCGUACCACAUGGGACUGUAGCGUUUGUUUGUUUCGUUUCGUUUCGAUGUCGUCUGUUUUCCUGUACGUAAGUUUAUGUUUAGUUAUGUAAGUUUAUGUUCAGGUUGCGUCAACGUCGUUUUCUUAUUUUGUAGUUUGGAAAGUGUUUUGUUUCGUUUCGUGUGCCAUCGUAAUUUAUAAUAAAGAUGGCUUAUUUCCCUGAGCCUGCGUUUUGGUUUGAAGAUCCUUCUCUCCUCACCUCUUCCGAGGAUGAGGAGAGCGUCACCCGUUACAGAAUCACCCACCACGCUAAGACCAAGCGGCAAGGGAAAACGAAACGGAGUAAGGGACAGGAGAGAAAGGAGCAAUGGACAUGGGACGAGGUUUUGGAUGGAAAGGGUUGCUACACUUGGGAGGAGAUCCUAGCUGGUAGAGAUCGCCUCCCAUGGGAACAGCUGGAGGCACUGAGGAGAGCGGAGGCUACCGGAGAGAGGAACCGGAGCUAUGAGGGAACGCGUCUGGCACGGAAGCCGAAAAAGCCCGUAAGUAAUUCCCAAAAAUUUCUUGGGGGGGGGCUAGGAGGUGGUGGGCCAAGGGCAGGUAGGAGACCUGCGCCCACUUCCCAGGCUUACCGUGGAGAGCGGGAGUACGGGCAGGCGCCGUGUUACGCAGUAGAGCGCACGGUGUCUCCUGUACGAGUGCAUAGCCCAGUGCGGGUUAUUCCACCUCCCCGCACUGGUAGGGCUAGAUUGAGUAUUGAGCCAGGUGUCAUGAGGCCGGCUCAACGCGUCUGGUCUCCAGUGCGUCUCCUCGGGCCGGCAUACAUGGCACCUGCCUUACGCAUGGUUUCCCCGGUUCGCCUACAUAGCCCGGUGUGGGUUAUUCCACCUCCCCGCACUGGUCGGGCAACCGGGAGUAUUCAACCAGGUAAGGUUGGGCAAGCUCAAUGCUCAAGAGUGCCAGUACGCCUCCACGGUCCGGUAUUUCCGGCACCACCUCCCCGCCCCAGCCUAGUACCUACAGUGUCUACACUACGCACUAGGCUACCAGUGCGUAUCCUGAGCCCUGUUCCUCCUCCACGCACUCUCCCUGUAGUGCGUGUAUCUAGCCCGGUGCCUCCAGUUCCGGGCCCACGCACUAAGUUACCUGUGCGUCUCCAGAGCCCUGAACCCACUGUAUCUUCUCCCCCUACUAAUCCUGAUGUGCUUGUCCUCAGCCCGGUGUCAACAGUGCCGGUACCACGCAUCAGGGAUAGAGUAGGCUUUGAGAAUACAGUGUGCCCUGUCCCUGCUCCCCGCACUAGUAGGAAGGUGCUUAUCAUUAGCACGGUGCCUCCAGUUCCGGCACCACGCACCAGGUCUACAGUGCGCCAUAUCCGGCCAGAGCCAUCCGUCUCACCAGCGCCAUCUGAGCCAUCCGUCUCCCCAGCGCCAUCUGAGCCAUCCGUCUCCCCAGCGCCAUCUGAGCCAUCCGUCUCCCCAGCGCCAUCUGAGCCAUCCGUCUCCCCAGCGCCGUCUGAGCCAUCCGUCUGCCAGGAGCCUGCAAAGCCGCCCGUCUGCCAUGAGCCUGCAAAGCCGCCCGUCUGCCAUGAGCCUACAGAGCCGUCAGCCAGACAGGAGCCGCUAGAGCCAUCGGCCAGACAGGAGCCGCUAGAGCCGUCAACCAGACAGGAUCUGCCAGAGUCGCCAACCAGACAGGAUCUGCCAGAGUCGCCAACCAGACAGGAUCUGCCAGAGUCGCCAACCAGACAGGAUCUGCCAGAGUCGCCAACCAGACAGGAUCUGCCAGAGCCGCCAGCGAGCCAUGAGCAGCCAGAGCCGCCAGCGAGCCAUGAGCAGCCAGAGCCGUCAGAGCGCCAUGAGCAGCCAGAGCCGUCAGAGCGCCAUGAGCAGCCAGAGCCGUCAGAGCGCCAUGAGCGUCGAGAGCCGUCAGCCUGCCAUGAGCGUCGAGAGCCGUCAGCCUGCCAUGAGCGUCGAGAGCCGUCAGCCUGCCAUGAGCGUCGAGAGCCGUCAGCCUGCCAUGAGCGUCGAGAGCCGUCAGCCAGCCAUGAGCGUCGAGAUUCGUCAGUCAGCCAUGAGCUGACCUUCAGCCUGAAAAGGCUAGAUACCCAGAACUGCCCAUCAGUCCAGAGCUGUCUCUCUGUCCGGAGCUGCCUUUCAGUCCGGAGUUGCCCCUCUAUCCUGAUCUCCCUCUCUAUCUUUAUCUACUUCUAUAUUCUUAUCUAUCCCUCUGUCUUGAUUUAUCUCUCUGUCCCGGUGUUGUCCUUAUUAGAUAUGUUGUUAAGGGGAUUUUGUGGGGGUCAAAAGAGGGUGGACAUUCUUGGAGGGAGGAAGUUAGGAUGGAUUAUGGUGGGGUGGGAACCGCGCCCGGAGCCUGAGCCACCACCGUGGUUAGAUGCCCACCCAGACCCUCCCCUAGACUUUGUGCUGGUGCGUCCGGAGUUCGCACCUUGUGGGGGGGGUACUGUCACGUUCCUGACCUAUUUAUGUUAGUUUUGUGUGUUAGUUGGUCAGGACGUGAGGUUGGGUGGGCAUUCUAUGUUAUCUGUUUCUAUGUUGGUUUUGGUUUGCCUGGUAUGGCUCUUGAUUAGAGGCAGGUGGUUUGCGUUUGCCUCUAAUUAAGAGUCAUAUUUAGGUAGGGCAUUCUCACUGUUUGUUUGUGGGUGAUUGUCUCCUGUGUCCGUAUGUCUGUUCGUACCACAUGGGACUGUAGCGUUUGUUUGUUUCGUUUCGUUUCGAUGUCGUCUGUUUUCCUGUACGUAAGUUUAUGUUUAGUUAUGUAAGUUUAUGUUCAGGUUGCGUCAACGUCGUUUUCUUAUUUUGUAGUUUGGAAAGUGUUUUGUUUCGUGUGCCAUCGUAAUUUAUAAUAAAGAUGGCUUAUUUCCCUGAGCCUGCGUUUUGGUCUGAAGAUCCUUCUCUCCUCACCUCUUCCGAGGAUGAGGAGAGCGUCACCCGUUACAUAUG